AUGGCCGAGGACCAACAGCGGCUGCUAGCUGCGACGGACGGCCACGACGUCCGCAGCCACUUUGCAGCGUUCGCCUCGCUGGCGCUGCAGGUCGCGCUCGCCAACAUCACCCGCAUCGCGCUGCUUACGAUCGACAACGCGUUUCUUGGGCACCUCGGGACGUCGGCGCUGGCGGCUGCGUCGCUCUCGUCGACGUGGAUUCAAGUCCCGCUCUUCUCAGUGUGGGCCAUGUCGUCCGCGCUCGUGACCCUCUGCGGCCAAGCGUACGGUGCGACCAACAAGGUGCUCAUGGGCGUCUGGCUGCAAAUGGCACUGCUGCUCGUCUCUGGCCUCGCGCUGCCCGUGAUGGCCUGGUACCUCUCGAUCGACGUCAUCUUGGUGCAGGCCACGGACGACGCGGCCGUUCGUCGCCUUGGUGCCCGGUUCGCUCGCAUCAUGGCGCUCAGUGUCUGGCCGACACUGGUCUACGCGUGUCUACGCCAGUACCUCCAGGCGAUGCACAUUGUGGCGCCGACGACAUUCAACGGUCUCGCGGCCAUCGGCAUCACGAUUGGCGCCAACUACGUUCUUAUUUACGGCGCCGGUGACUGGGGUGGCCUCGGCUUUGACGGAUCCCCGCUCGCCACCGUCGUCGCAUCGUGGUUCCAGCCGAUCGCGCUCUUCCUCUAUGCGUUCGUCUACAAGAAGUACCAUCACGAGGCGUGGGGCGGCUGGAAGGUCUCGGAGCUCACGUGGAGCCGCUGGAAGACGUUUUUCCGGAUGGCGUUGCCCCUUGGGCUCAACGACGCGCUCACGUACUUGGCCAACUCGUGCAUGUCACUGGUCGUCGCGAUGCUUGGCGUCGACGCGCUGGCCGCCAACGCCAUCUUGCUCACGCUCUGGGUCAUGCUCUGGGCACUCUCGUUCGGUGUCGGGUGUGCGACCCAAGUCCACGUGGCGACCGCGCUAGGGGCCAACCGCCCCGUCGCCGCCCGGGCGAUGACUCGCAUUGGUCUUGGUACCGUCGUCGCAACGACAGCGACGACGGCGUCGGUGCUGUACAUAUGUCGCUCUGCCAUCCUCGGCGUGUUUACCAAUGACGCCGACCUUGUCCGCCACUGCAGCGCCGUGCUGCCCCUGUACCUUCUCGCCUAUGCGCUGGACGCCCUCGAGAUUACGCUCACAGCGGUUCUCAACGGCAUGGGCCAAAUGCCGUUCGUAUCGGGCGUCUCGUUUGUGGGCAUGUGGGGUGUGCAGGUCCCCGCCGCCUACGUGCUCGCGAUCCACUUCCAUUACGGCCUCCACGGUGUCUGGCUCGGAUACGCUGUUACCGCCAGCUUCAAGCUCACCGCUCUCAGCAUCAAGCUCGUGUCGGUCGACUGGUCUGUCAUGGCUCUUCAGGCCAUCUCUGCCAUGGAGUCGGAGACAACCGCCGCCUGGCACGUCGAAGUGGCCGUGCCAUCGCCCGCGAACGCGGUCUUGGAGCCCAUUGGCGAGCCCUGGCCACUUAAAGCGACCACGCUCUUGCCGCAUCACGCCAAGGCGUAGCCCUCGAUCGACAAGUUUAAUAGACAAAUGCACCACAAAGUUUGCAG
Messenger RNA from Saprolegnia parasitica CBS 223.65, 1574 nucleotides. RefSeq lists its product as hypothetical. The coding region runs from base 1 to 1527 and encodes 508 amino acids. The record is from RefSeq and is a predicted model, not a curated record. The transcript is spliced from 2 exons. Gene Ontology annotation, biological process: transmembrane transport. Lineage: Eukaryota; Oomycota; Saprolegniomycetes; Saprolegniales; Saprolegniaceae. Gene Ontology annotation, cellular component: membrane. Gene Ontology annotation, molecular function: antiporter activity; xenobiotic transmembrane transporter activity.